Fraxinus pennsylvanica is the source of this 4518-nucleotide messenger RNA. The record is from the annotation of a GenBank genome assembly. Lineage: Eukaryota; Viridiplantae; Streptophyta; Magnoliopsida; Lamiales; Oleaceae.
AUGGAGUCCCCUACGCCUGUUUCUCGAUACAUCCCCCAGAAUUCCAAGAAAAGGGUAUUUCCGGGUGGGAGUUCUAGCGGGUGUCAAGAAGCGGAUGUGGUCGAAAUCCCGACGCCGAUUAAUCGGUCUUCCAAAGCCAAAUUAUUGAAGCAAAAAGAGGUUAUUUGUCAUGAAAUAAUAGACGUAGACAUGGAUGAAGACUCUGAUGUUAUGCUUAUUGAUGGGCAAGUUGACACAAUUGACACAAGUGGCAAAGGCAAGGAAGCUCUGUCCGACUUUUCGCUGGGUCCUAGUAGUAUAGAUACUGGUGGAUCUGGGAAUGGCAUUCAGUUGUCCAACAAUGGCUCUGCUGGAUUACAUAAUUCUAUCAAUGUAGAUGAUUUCAAUUCCUCUCUCUUCUACGGAGAAGAUGAGUGUAUAGAUAUGUAUUUUGAUGAUCUCAUUGAGGAAGACUAUACAAUUUUGCAAUCACAUUUUGAUCAUAUGGAUAUUCCUCCUGGGAUAGAGGCUCCUCUUCCCUGGUUGCCAAGUUCUGCAGGAAAUAACAUGAAGUUAAUGACCCCAAGCACCUCAACCAAUUCAACUUUGCAACUUCAAUUGACUGAUGCCAAUUUCCCUGCCACGAAUUCGUCUCGCCCAUCACUGAAAUUGAAAGAUGUCUUAAUAAAGGGUCAACCAACUUCACGGAACAGUUCACAGUUCAGUACCCAAGUGCAUGCAGUUGGUCAACCUGUGGAGUUGAAACGGUCUUCAACUAUGUGGGAACCAGAACGGGAGAAAUUAACCACUUUAAGCAGUACACCUUAUCCAAUUUCGGAUAUCUCUAGUAGUUUGUUGAAUGUUAAACAUGGGAAGGACCCUUUACCCUCUUUUGGAAAGGGUAGGAGGAAGUCUCAUCUACCACCCCCACCAUCUGCUCCCUUCGGUUCAUACAUGCAAGUUGGUGGUAGUGGUAGCUACCCUAAACUAAAUCCAAUGCACACACCUGGAGCCGGAACUUUUGUGCCAGUUCCAUCAUGGAAUAUGAAUAUGUUGGAACCUUGUCCAGUUCGUCCUGGUUUUAUUAGUGGAAGCUCAUAUGCCCCGUGGGGACAUGAUCUUGCCAAUAACCAAAAUAAUGCAUUUUCUGCAGCAACUCCAGAACCUCUCACCAACGUGGAGAAUAGGAAUUUGAAUGAAAUUCUUCAGAACUUCAAUCAUUUUAAGCAAUUUGACACCGUUGAAAAUUACUGUGACCACCACUACUCGAAAAAUGGUUCAUCUAUGAAACAGCCGUCAAAGGGUUGGACAAAGAGAAUACAAGAGGAAUGGAAAAUCCUGGAGAAAGAUCUGCCUGAUACCAUAUUUGUUCGGGUCUAUGAAUCCAGAAUGGAUCUUUUGAGGGCUGUAAUAGUAGGAGCUGAAGGAACUCCGUACCAUGAUGGUCUCUUUUUCUUCGAUGUCUUCUUUCCUGGAAGCUAUCCCAAUGUUCCACCUCAUGUCCAUUACCACUCUGGUGGACUUCGCAUCAAUCCAAACUUUAUGAGGCGGCCACCGAAGCAUUUCGAGGACUUUGUGGUGGGGCAUUUUUGCAAGCGUUCUCGUGAUAUUCUUGUAGCAUGUAAAGCCUAUAUAGAAGGUGCUCAGUUGAUGAUAAAUCCCAUUCAAUGGUGGCAAAUUCAAGGAAAUAGCCUUGGAGAAAAAAUUCUUGAUCAGUUUGUUGUGGCCAUGAAUUCUUUGUUUACUAUGUUUUCUUCGUGGUUUAAGAUUUUCUUCUUCUUUUUCUUUACCAGUCUCUGUAAAACUUAUGGUUUUUCUUCUUCUUCUAAGAGUACGUCUGCAAUAUCAUAUGGUGACCACUGUGCUUCAAUUGUCCCCAAAUUCAAUCCGACGGUUCGUGUCCAUAAUAACUAUGUAAUUUCAUUCAGAGGAGGCUAUUACACAGGUGGUGACAGGCUUCUAGGCAGUAAACUACCCAAUCAGUUGUAUUACUAUGCUGGGAGUUAUCUUCGAUUUCGACCCACCCGGAAUGUCUACAAAACUGAUGCCAAGGGUGUUUAUAAACUAGAAGCUUACUUAUAUUUUCGAUCGCCGUACAGGUACUAUGGUAAUGGAACCAGUUCCAGUUAUGGAUCCCAUUAUCAUAGAACUGUUCGUGGCUCGGGGACAAUCAAAUUUCUCUUGAACGGGUUCUGGUCGGAGGUUUCAAGGAAGCUCUGUAUGGUGGGAUCAGCUUCUUGGCAACCUGAAGAAGGUAAAUUUCUCAAUCUUGAUGGUGUUCUUAAACUCAAGUUUGCUGAUGAGAAGUCAAAUAUCUCUACUAGUUUGGUCAGUGGUACUUUGGAGUCCAUACAUCCUCAGAAUGACGUGGGAUAUUUUGAACCAAUUUCGAUAUAUGAUUUCCCUUAUCUGUUCAAUUAUAAUUACUCGUUGGUUUCGGAAGAAGUUAAUGGAGGGUGUUAUGGCGAUGUUGGCUUCCCGAAAAACCAAUCUGUAAGCCUGGAGUCGAGGGAUUUUUGCUCUAUUCUCCCCAGAGGAAUCACCUCUCUUGAAUUGGAGUACCCUACCGAGUGCAAAACAUCCCAAAACUGUACCCAUUUAGUUGGGGGUAGAGGAUACUUGCCUAAGUUUAUGCAUCUGCAAGUGAUUCAGUGUUCGGGUGAUGAAGAAAAACUAAGAUACACGGUAAAUUUUGGAAAUAGUAGUUACACCGAAUUUUAUGGGCGGUUUGAUCUAAAUUCAACUUUGAUUGGGGAGGGGUCUUGGGAUGCAAAGAAUAAUAGGCUCUGUAUUGUUGCCUGCCGAAUCUUGAAUCGGGCUAAUAAUUGGGGAAGUGAAGUGGGGGAUUGUACAACGAGGUUGAGCUUGAGUUACCCUUCAAUUUUGAUGAUCAGAAACAACUCCAACAUAGUUGGGCAAAUUUGGACCGACAAAACUGUUAAUGAUUCAGGGUACUUCAGAAAGAUCACGUUCAGAAGUUGGGAUAACGAUGUAGCAGCUAUCCCGGGAUUGAAAUACGAGUACACUGAACUCGAUCGGGUACGAGAGUCAUGCCCGAUAAAAAAGGCUGUCAAAAUGGGGGGAGCGCGAUACCCAGAUGGGCAUUCUUAUGAUAUGAGGUUUGAUAUGUCCGUAAAACAUUCAAAAAGGGAAUUUGCUUGGGGUAAUGCCAUACCCCUCUUCGUUGGGAAUGAAAUCUUUGACCAAUCAGGUAUGAUUGUUAUAGACUCUACUUAUUCAGAGUCUGAUGCCGGGUUCGGAACGAUUUCUGAAGCUGACAAGAAAACCAAUGGCCCCUUGAAUAUCAGCUACAAGUUGAGCAUCAACCCAUUUUCACUAGUAAAACUGGACAGUUGGUUUUCGCCUCUCAAUUUGUCAAUAAAUCCCCGAGGUCAAGUCGAGAUUACUGCAGAAGGGAUAUAUGAUGCUGAAACAGGGAAUCUCUGCAUGCUAGGCUGCAGAGAAUUGAGUUCAUUCACUCAAGAAUCAAGAACUAAGUCCUUAGAUUGUGAGAUUCUUGUGAAUUUCGAGUUUCCAUCAAUGAAUAGCCCCAAAAGAGGAGAAUUCAUCAAGGGAAGCAUCAAAAGCAAGCGAAAGAAAUCCGACCCUCUUUAUUUUGAGGAUUUGAGCAUGUCUUCUUCUGCCUAUUAUCUCACUGAAGCUAAGCAGUCGAUCUGGAGAAUGGACAUAGAGAUCACGAUGGCUUUGAUAUCGAACACUCUUACGUGCAUUUUUGUGGGAUUGCAACUAUUUCAUGUAAAAUGGAAUCCUCAGGUACUCUCUUACAAUUCCCUUGUCAUGGUCUUAAUACUUUCUCUAGGACAUAUGAUUCCACUUGUCCUAAAUUUCGAAGCCCUUUUCUUGGGAAAUCACGAUAAGCAAACGCUGUUGCUUCGUACCGGUGGAUGGCUCGAAACAAAUGAAGUAACUGUCCGGAUAGUAACUAUGGUAGCAUUUCUAUUGCAAAUCCGCCUUCUCCAACUCGUAUGGACAGCAAGAUCGAGUCAUGAAAAUAAAGAGAGUUUGUGGGUUGGGGAGAAAAAGGCCGCCUUAGUAUCGUUGCCAAUAUGCAUUAUAGGCGGCUUGCUCACCUUACUUCUGAACUGGAUAAGGGGGAGAUACGGCUAUCAAUCGCCUUUGACCCAAUCCUUGUGGGGGGAUUUAAGGUCUUAUGCUGGUUUGAUUCUCGACAGUUUUCUUCUCCCUCAAAUCUUAUUCAACUUAUUCAGCAGUUCCAAAGAGAGUUCGUUGUCUCCUCUGUUUUAUGUCGGGACGACACUGGUUCGUGCACUGCCCCAUGGUUAUGAUCUUUAUCGUGGCCAGAGUCAUGUACAAUAUGUCAAUGGAUCGUCAUACUAUUAUGCAGAUCAUAAUGCAGAUUUUUACUCAACUGCUUGGGAUGUUAUAAUUCCCUGUGGGGGCAUUGUGUUGGCUGUGAUCAUUUUUCUGCAGCAGAGGCUUGGUGGCCGUUGGAUUCUUCCUCAGAGAUUCAGGGAAGUGGAACUGUACCAUAAGGUGCCCGUGGUUGACAACGAGUGA